Molecule: messenger RNA, 3796 nt
Organism: Pseudogymnoascus verrucosus
Lineage: Eukaryota; Fungi; Ascomycota; Leotiomycetes; Thelebolales; Thelebolaceae
Exons: 4
Coding region: 287-3730 (1147 amino acids)
Molecular function (GO): protein binding
Source: RefSeq, a predicted model, not a curated record
UCGAAAAAUGCUUUCAAGCUUCAGUGGCAUGAGAAUAUUGAUAUAGUGAUGGGUUUUUGAAAUUAUAUUUCCAUUAUGUCAGCAGGAGAAGAUUUUGAGAGGCUUCGCACAUGUAUAUGCAGGGAAACUCUAUAUGCAGCACAGUAAGUUAGGGCCGCAGGAUGCUCAGCCUCGAUGGUUGACACGUCGAGAUCGAGCCAUGUAACUUCCUUUCUAUCUAUCAUGCCCCCUUUGUUUCUUAUUCUGCGCUGUCGCUGUAUAUGAAGGUAUAUGAAGAACCUCUCCGAUGGAUCCCCUCAGCAUCACGGCGAGCAUUAUUGCCAUCCUGCAGGUCACAGCUACGUUGGUAAACUACGCCAACGAUGUCAAAGACGCCCCCAAAGAUCGUGCGCGCUUUGCGAUGGAGGCUUCAAGCCUCUCAAGCCUUCUCCUUAAUUUGAGAUACCAGAUAGAGGAAGAAAUUUGUGAGAAAUCAAAUGACGCAUGGACGAGCCAAGUCACGUUGCUCGCUGUGCGGGAUGGGCCUUUGGAUCAGUACAGACAUGCGCUGGAGAAGCUGCAGCUGAAGAUCGUGAGCGGCAAGGGGCUGGUGAAGAUUGGGAAUGCACUUUGGUGGAGAUUUACUGAAGAGGAGGUUGCGGGUAUAUUAUUGAGGAUUGAACGGUUGAAGAGCCUGAUUCAGAUUGCUCUACAGAUGGACCACUUAAAACUAUCUCAAGCAAUUAAAUCUGGCUUGGACGGGAUUUAUGACAACAGUGAAGAGAUAAAAAUUGACCUGGCCGUUGUCCGGUCCCAAAUACCUGCAAUACAAGAUAGUGUUGGUGCGGUUCAGGAGAGUGUUGAUGCGGUUCAGCAAGAGCAAGGCAGAAAGAAGAACCAGGUGCUCGUGGAGUGGAUAUCAUCGGCCAAUUACUCAUCUCAACAGUCUGAUUUUAUAUCCAGGAGGGAGCCUGGAACCGGCCAAUGGUUUCUUGACUCCCCCGAGUUCAACAAGUGGCUUGACGAACCGAGUCGGACUUUGUUUUGCCCUGGAAUCCCUGGAGCUGGAAAGACUAUGGUGUCAGCAAUUACCGUGGAUCACCUCCGUAAGGUGGCAGACAGGGCUCUCGGCGACCUCCUUGCAGUUAAGAUGGGAAAUACGCUCCACAGUGGCCUCCAUGGAGUGGCGCAGAUAUUCUGCAACUACAAAACUCAGUCAGAGCAGAACACAACUACUCUACUAUCAGCCAUUCUCAAGCAGCUGGUGCAAGCAAAGCCCUCUGCCGCAAAGGCAGCAAACACACUUUACGAGCGCCACUACGACCAGGGAACGAGACCCUCACUCGAGGAGAUCUUUGCCACACUCAAAACCACGAUGAUGAGUUUCUGGACCGUGUAUGUUGUUAUUGAUGCUCUCGACGAGUGCGCUGAUCGAGAUGGCACUCGCAGUCAGUUUUUGGGCAGGCUACGCGAUUUACAACAGGACUUUGAUGUGCGACUGAUGUUUACCUCGCGCGCUAACCCCGAUAUCAUGAGCCAGUUCAAGUCUUCGCUGACGCUGGAGAUUCGGGCCAGUCCUGCGGAUGUGAAGCGGUACGUUAGAGGCCAGAUUCACCGGCUCCCUAAAUGUGUGCAACGCGACGAGAAGCUACAGGGAGACGUUGAAGAUAAGAUCGGUGAGGCAGUGGAUGGCAUGUUCCUCCUUGCGCGUCUCCAUGUAGACUCGCUUCGGGACAAGCGGACCAAAGCCAAGGUUCAGUCUAUGUUGGGCAUGCUUCCUAGGGGCGCGGAAGCGCUAGAGGAGGCCUACGACGACGCAAUAAAGAGGAUAGAGGCUCAGUUGCCCGAUGACAGCAAGCUGGCCAAGACGGUUCUUUCUUGGAUCACGUAUGCGCAGCGGCCCCUGACUACGGCGGAGCUAUGCCAUGCUCUGGCAGUCGAUCCCGAUGAUACCGACCUCGACGAGGACAACAUUCUAGAUGUUGAAGACAUCGUCUCUGUCUGCGCUGGUCUCGUCACAGUUGAUGAAGAGAGCAACAUAGUUCGCCUCGUCCAUUACACCACCCAGGAAUACUUUUUACAGAACAGAGAGGCUUGGAACCCGACAGCUCAACAAGAGAUUACAACGACAUGCCUUACCUACCUUUCUUUUGGCCCGUUUAAGAGCGGCAGCUGUGAGGAGGACAAAGAGUAUGAGGAAAGAAUUGCGCACUACACAUUCCUCGAUUACGCCUCUCGAUACUGGGGCCACCAUGCACAGACGGUACAAGAGCAGGUGUCCGAGAUAGCGCUUGCCUUCCUACGGGACAACAAACUGGUUUCCUGUGCUGUCCAGACCAUGUCGAUAGCUGUAUAUACAUUCACUAACUAUGGCCAAUCCUUCCCGAAAUAUGCAACGGGGGUACAUCUAUCAGCGAAGUUCGGAUUGCAGUACUUGCUAGCAGGACUUUUGUCGGGGUCAGAUGGGGUUGGUGGCAUGGCGGCCGACGCAAUGGAUAGGCAUGGCCGGAAGCCGCUUACAUGGGCAGCAUCUGAGGGGCACACGGCGAUAAUAGAGUUACUACUGGAGCGGGACGCAGACAUCAACUCGAAGGACCUUUACGGUCGGACGCCGUUGUUAUGGGCAGCGCGUGGGGGGCAUGAAGCAGCUGUGAAAUUGCUUCUGGGGCUGGAUGGAGUUGACACCAAUACUAAGGAUAAGCGUGGUCGGACGCCGCUGUCGUGGGCCUCAGAUAGAGGGCAUAGGGCGGUAGCGGAACUGCUCAUGAAGCUGGAGGGCGCCGAAAUUGACAUCGGGGACAGGGAAGGAAUAACUCCAUUCUUAUGGGCGGUACAAGGAGGGGCCGAAUCGACUGUGAAAAUGUUCCUAGGGCGGGAGGAUAUCGACUUUAACGCGAUGGAUAUUCAUGGUAAUACGCCACUAAUUUGGGCGGCACGAUUGGGGCGCGAAAAUAUAGUAAAGCUGCUCCUAGAGCAUGAUGAUGUUAAAGCCAACGUCAACUUAGCGGACCCACAUGAUCAAACGCCGCUAUCGAGGGCGGCACAACUAGGGCAUGAAGCUAUUGUGAGGCUGCUCCUUGAGAAUGAGGAUGUUGUAGCUGAAGUCGACGUGGGGAACUUUCACGGCCGGACGCCACUGUCGUGUGCGGCAGAAGGAGGGAACGAAGCAACCGUGAAACUACUUGUAGAGCGGGCGGACGUCAAUGCUGAUUCCAAGGACAAUAGUAAUCGUACGCCAUUCUGGUGGGCUGCACGAGCACGGAAUGAAGAAACUAUGAAGGUGCUUAUAGACCGGGAAGAUGUCGCAGCUGACUCGAAAGACUUGAAUGGUCAGACGCCCUUGUUGUAUGCAGCGCGGCUCAGAAACAUAUCUGUUAUGAAGCUGCUUCUAGGACGACACGACGUCAACAUUAACUCCAAGGAUAUAAACGGCUACACAGCGCUCUCGUGGGCAACAGUGGAAGGAUAUGAAGAGAUUGUGAAGCUACUCUUAGAGCGAAAGGAUGUUGAAGCCAACACAAAAGAUUCUGAGGGUCAGACACCGCUAAUGUGGGCGGCAGAGCUGGGAUACGAGACAAUUGUGAAAUUACUCUUAGAGCGGGAGGACGUUAACCCUGAGACGAAGAACAACCUAGGCCAGACGGCGCUGUGGUGGGCGACGAAGACAAAGCGCAGGGUGAUCGUGGAACUACUUAUCGGGCAGAAAGCAGCCUUAACGAAUGAUUACUACCCAAAGGACGAGGACAGCUAGGCGCAGCUCUCGGCCGCAAUGCAACGGAAGAAUAGCACGGGAAGGGCAUGGAGCGAUUGUGAAACU